AUGAUGUCUCAAUAUAAAGUGUUGUGCCAAGAUCUUGAGAAGCCAGACAUCGACGACCGCCAGUACCGGCUGAUCGAGCUGCCGAACGGACUGGUGUCGCUCGUGAUCUCUGACCCUACCACAGACAAGUCGGCUGCUGCGCUGGACGUGAACGUGGGUGCGUUCCAGGACCCGAAGGGGUUGCCUGGACUCGCUCAUUUUUGCGAGCACUUGUUGUUCAUGGGCACUUCCAAAUACCCUUCUGAAAAUGAGUACAGCUCCUAUUUAUCCAAAAACUCUGGCUUCAGCAAUGCGUUCACGUCGUCCGAGCACACGAAUUAUUAUUUUGAGGUGGCCAACGAGGCGAUGCACGGGGCGCUAGACAGGUUCUCACAGUUCUUCAUUUCGCCGCUUUUCGACCCAAAUUGCAAGGACAGAGAGAUCAACGCUGUGGACUCGGAAAACAAGAAAAACCUGCAGGCAGACGUUUGGAGACUGCACCAGCUCAACAAGUCGCUCACCAACAAGGAGCAUCCGUACAGUGGCUUUUCGACGGGUAACAAGGUGACCCUGGGCGAAGAGCCCGUCAAACAGGGCUUGGAUGUCAGAGCAGAGCUGCUCAAGUUCCACGAAAAAUACUAUUCCUCAAAUAUCAUGAGACUAGUCAUUAUCUCGAACAGGUCUCUCGACACCAUGACAGAAUGGGCCGUCGAGAUGUUCUCAGACAUUGCUAACAAGAACGCGACUUCUCCAAUUUAUAGAAACUCUCCAUUUGACUCUGAUACGUACAACGGCUACUUGAUCCGUGCCAAACCGAUCAUGGAGCUGCGGUCUUUACAACUCUCGUUCCCCAUUCCCGACACGAGACCCCACUGGGACUCGAAACCAGCCAAGUAUCUCUCUCAUCUCAUAGGCCACGAGUCGGAGGGAUCUCUGCUGUUCCAUUUCAAAGCUAAAGGAUGGGCCAAUAAUCUCAGUUGCGGCCACGAAGCGGUUUCUGCAGGAUAUUCGGCGUUCAUUGUCAAUAUCGACCUUACUCCUGAAGGCCUGAAAAACUACGCCGAAGUGUUGCAGCAUGUGUUCAAAUACAUCCGCCUGCUGAACGUGGAAGGACCUCAGAAAUGGAUAUUCCAGGAACUGCAUGAACAGAGCACCACCAGCUUCAAGUUCAUGCAAAAAACGGGAGCAAGCCAAUCGGCAAGCAGACUCGCCGGCUCUCUGCAUGGACUGCAGUACUACGACACCCGGGGCCAGAACCCGUUGCGCAAAAUUGAGGAGAUUCCGCCGCGCUCAACAAUUCCCUCAGAAAAGCUCUUGAGCACCAUGAUCGUCAGAAAAUACGACCCCGAGGCAAUUACCAAUAUUCUCUCUUACUUGAGACCGGACAACUUCCGCGCAAUGCUGAUUGCCAGGGAAUGUUUAGAAGACGAGCCUGUGCUGACAGAGAAAUGGUAUGGCACAGAGUACCUGCCUUCCAAGAUCGAGCCUCUGUUGUUGCAGAGUCUGGCAGAGAUCUACACCGGUCCAGCUCCGGCAGAAUACAGUUUACCGGAACGCAACAUCUUUCUUCCAACAAACUUCUCACUGGUCGAGCCUCCAAGAGAUGAGUCCGAAGGUAUCGUCUACCCAAAACUGAUCUGCGACUCAUCAGACUCGCGCGUCUGGUACAAGGUUAACACAAAACUUGGUGGACCAAGAUCCAGCGUCACGCUCAAAUUCAACCUUCCGGGAUCCACCUCUACUCCACUGAAUUCCGUCUUGCUCUCUCUUUUUGUUGAGAUGCUGGAUGACGAGCUGAACAGUGUGUCGUACCUUGCAAGCAUUGCAGGUCUGCACCACGAAAUUGGUCUUGCAAGGUCUGGAUUGAGUUUAUCCAUCAGUGGAUACUCGCACAAGCUCGACACUCUUCUGGACAGGGUCACCAAUACAUUGCUGAAAUUCACAAAUGACGAAUCCGUGUGGGAUGAGACUAGAGAGGAACGGUUCAACAUAGUCAAGGAGAAAAUGCUGCGGAACCUAAAAAACUUUGGCUAUUCCGUGCCUUUCCGUCAGAUUGGACCAAUGCUCUCUGCCUUGAUCAACGAGGACUCGUGGAUGAUAGACGACCAGAUAGACUGUUUUGACGCCGCGACAUUCCACUCGUUGAAGAGCUUUGUGUCCAACCUGUUUGGAAUCUGUUUUGUUGAGAUGUUUGUGAUUGGAAAUUACAGCAGGCAGGAAGCUCUGCACAUCAACCGGCUGGUGGCCUCGAAACUCACCAAGGCCCUUUCAUACACAGAAUCCCAAUUUACGAGAGGCCGUUCGUUGGAUCUUCCCGCUGGCGAGGAAUACCAUUUUGUCAAGAAAAACGUUGAUGAAGAAAACGUCAACUCGUGCGUGGAAACAUUUAUCCAGCUCGGCUACAUCACGGACCAACGUGACAGAGUGCUUGCCGAGCUGGUUUCGCAGAUAAUCCACGAGCCUUUCUUUGACCGUCUCAGGACCAAGGAGCAGCUUGGUUACGUUGUUUUUUCUGGAAUCAGACAGACCAGAACCACUUUUGGUCUGCGUUUGUUGAUUCAAAGCGAGAGAAGUACUGGCUACUUACUCGAUAGAAUGUCAAGGUUCCUGGUGAAAAUCGGACACAACUUGUCUUCCAUGAGCGACAAGGAGUUUGAAAAGCACGUGAACGCGGUGAUUACCAAGAAACUACAGAAGGUGAAGAAUCUUUCUGAGGAAAGGAGCAGGUUUUGGGACUCCAUUGCAUCUGGCUUCUACGAUUUUGACAAAAGGGAGCUGGACGUUGAGACAUUGAGGACAAUCAAACGCCAGGAGCUCAUUGAUUACUACCACAACAAGAUCCUGGACUCGUCUCAGCACGGAAAGCUGGUUGUGCAUUUGCAGAGCCAGGUGGCUCCAAAACAGUCUUUAGUGAGCAGACUCACGAGCAUUAUUUCGAAUCUGGUCUUUGAUAUACCUGAGUACGACUCUGUUGACCUGAGCUCCAACCAGCUAAGCGAGCUGAUAGAGGGAAAAAUCACCGAGGACACUGAGAUUACCAGAGACGUUCUGGAGUCCAUUUUUGACGGCUUCACCCUGAUUCCCAACUUCAAUCACAAAGAGCAAUUUAUCACUGCUAUUUUGGACGAGCUCAAGAAAGAGUACAAGCUGACCAACACCAUCGACAAUGUUGGCGAAUGGAAAUCACAGGUGCCGCUCACAGGGGCUCCUAACGCUCACAUCCCGGAGAAGUUCAUGGACGAGGCCUUGCUCGAGCCCAAACUAUAA
Ogataea angusta is the source of this 3246-nucleotide messenger RNA. RefSeq lists its product as uncharacterized. The transcript has a single exon. NCBI's taxonomy places the organism in Eukaryota, Fungi, Ascomycota, Pichiomycetes, Pichiales, Pichiaceae. Gene Ontology annotation, biological process: peptide catabolic process. The record is from RefSeq and is a predicted model, not a curated record. The coding region runs from base 1 to 3246 and encodes 1081 amino acids. Gene Ontology annotation, cellular component: cytosol; mitochondrion. Gene Ontology annotation, molecular function: metalloendopeptidase activity; metal ion binding.